This is a messenger RNA of Indicator indicator, 1200 nucleotides long. RefSeq names its product thyrotropin releasing hormone receptor (gene TRHR). The record is from RefSeq and is a predicted model, not a curated record. Gene Ontology annotation, biological process: phospholipase C-activating G protein-coupled receptor signaling pathway. The transcript is spliced from 2 exons. NCBI's taxonomy places the organism in Eukaryota, Metazoa, Chordata, Aves, Piciformes, Indicatoridae. Gene Ontology annotation, cellular component: membrane. Bases 1 to 1200 code for a protein of 399 amino acids. Gene Ontology annotation, molecular function: thyrotropin-releasing hormone receptor activity.
AUGGAGAAUGGUACAAGGGACGAGCAGAACCAAACUGGGCUGUUGCCUUCAAGCCAGGAGAUUGUUACAGCUGAAUACCAAGUGGUUACCAUCCUCUUGGUCCUCCUGAUCUGUGGACUGGGCAUCGUGGGCAACAUCAUGGUGGUUUUGGUGGUCCUCAGAACCAAACACAUGAGAACUCCCACUAACUGCUAUCUGGUGAGUCUGGCUGUGGCAGAUCUCAUGGUGCUUGUGGCUGCAGGACUACCAAAUAUCACAGAAAGCCUGUAUAGAUCCUGGGUAUAUGGCUAUGUGGGGUGUCUCUGCAUUACUUAUCUCCAGUACCUAGGGAUCAAUGCUUCUUCUUUUUCCAUCACUGCCUUCACCGUUGAGAGAUACAUAGCCAUCUGCCACCCAAUCAAAGCUCAAUUCCUGUGUACUUUUUCAAGAGCCAAAAAGAUCAUUCUUUUUGUCUGGGCUUUCACUUCCAUAUACUGUAUGCUCUGGUUUUUCUUGCUAGACCUUAAUACAAUAGUCUACAAAGACACUACUGCUGUGUCCUGUGGCUAUAAAGUGUCCAGGAGCUAUUACUCUCCUAUCUACAUGAUGGACUUUGGCAUAUUUUAUGUUGUGCCAGUGGUAUUGGCGACUGUCCUCUAUGUCCUGAUUGCUAGAAUACUGUUUCUGAACAGCAUCCCUUCGGACCCAAAAGAAAACUCUAAGACAUGGAGGAAUGACGUGGCUCACCAAAGCAAGCCUGUGAAUUCCAAGAUGACUAACAGAAGUUUCAAUAGCACUAUUGCUUCUCGAAGGCAGGUUACCAAGAUGCUGGCCGUGGUUGUGAUCCUAUUUGCAUUUCUGUGGAUGCCCUACCGCACAUUGGUCGUGGUCAAUUCCUUUCUCUCCAGCCCAUUUCAAGAAAACUGGUUCCUGCUAUUCUGCAGAAUCUGUAUUUACCUAAACAGUGCCAUCAAUCCUGUCAUUUACAAUCUCAUGUCCCAGAAAUUCAGAGCAGCCUUCAGGAAACUCUGCAACUGCCAGCAGAAACGGGAGAAGAAACCGGCUAAUUAUAGCGUGGCCCUAAAUUAUAAUGUCAUCAAAGAGUCUGAUCAGUGCACUGAGCUAGAAGAUAUCACUGUCACCAACAGCUAUCUGUCCUCUACAAAAUUGUCCCUUGGUGACACAUGUUUGCCAUCUGAGGUAAGAGUUAGUACAUUGUAA